This is a messenger RNA of Rhipicephalus sanguineus (brown dog tick), 2070 nucleotides long. Its product is annotated as mucin-19-like. The record is from RefSeq and is a predicted model, not a curated record. Lineage: Eukaryota; Metazoa; Arthropoda; Arachnida; Ixodida; Ixodidae. The coding region runs from base 23 to 2026 and encodes 667 amino acids. The transcript has 6 exons.
GCAUAGCUCGGAGCAUGACGCCAUGCCUAGAGUCGACCUGAAGCGGGCUCGCGGUACGUCCACGAUUCCUGGGGCCGGUACGGCUGGACCAAGCGCUUCUAUAAAGACCAAGGCGUCAUCCGUCUUGUCGUCGCCUCAGAAAGCAACAACCGGGAUCGCAGACCCUCAGCCACGACCGUCCCAGAGUGUCCGUUUCUCCAGAAUAGACAAGAGGACGUCCAAGAGCAAGGAAAUCGGGAUCAGAGUCCCAUCGAGGACCGCCGUCCCUACGUCGACCAGGAGCUUCAUUCCCUGGGACCACGAGUCGCCGGACGAUAGUUCCUCGUCCAGCACUUCGGACACUUCCGAGCUCGAAGUGAGGAAAACCAGAACGCGCGCGAAAAGUCGAGGCAAGGGGUCCGCUAAACUGACGUCAAGAGCAGGAAUCUCCGGGAGUCGAGGCGUCCACUCGAUAAACGUCCGAAAAGCCUCGAGUAAGCGCAGUCCUCGGGAAACAGUCGGUCGGAAGCUCAAAGCCGUGGACCCCGCACGCUACCCGUCUCGGAAACGUUCUUCGAGUGACGACGCUAGCAGUUCGGGAAGCGUGUCUUCGACCGUUUCGUCCAGCGUCGGUUCUAGUUCCACCGAGGACAGUCGGGAUGACGAUGCAGUUGCGGUUAAGGAUGUGAUCCGAACGCCGAGUGCCGAGAAGCAGCAGACGACUACGGCUUCGCAGACUGAGGAGACGUUGGCGACGCGUCCGGUCUACAUUUCCAGGGCGAGCCAGACGGAUAUCCUCAAGCCGGCAAAGCGUGCGGCCAGCCGACCGACCCCGUCGAGUCCGUCAGAGACCAGGCGGACGCACGUCGCGUCGUCUGUUCAGUCAGCGAAGACGGCCUUAAAAGCCACUCGUGGAAUCACCAGGAGGGACACUUCGGGAAAGGUGUCGUCUCUCCCCACUUCUUCAGCAGAGGUCGUCCGGGGUCGCGAUCUGCUGGACACUGCUCCGAUUAGCACAUCGACGCCUUCCAUAGAACGAGUGUCCAGCGCCGAACCUUCAACCACCGGCGCUUCUGGUAUAGUGCACAGGUCGACGGGUCUCGCGGACCAACCCAGUGGUGCUGGCGUCACGGACAGUUCCCAACACGUCGCAGCGCCAAGCAGCUCUGCCUCUCCAGUGAUCUCAGGUCGACGACUAUUCGCGGAGAAGGUGGCUGACAUCCUUGAAAGACUGUUGCCUCAAGAACAGGCUUUUGCGGCACUUCCAAUAGCGACCGUUCCUGGCGAUCGGAGAGAGGCUGCUGUGAGCGAGACAGCGACGCCGGACUCUGUUGCCGUAACAAGCAACGUAGGCCUAGAUGGAAGCAGCGACGUCGUUGGAGGAGCUCCUGAUGAACAUCGCGGCCGCCAGAAUGAUAGCGUUACGCCACAGCUGGCCGAGCCUGCUGGGUACAUGGAACCGCUGUCUGAUGUGCAACUGGAGAAGCAAGGUGGUACGCAGGGGUCAACGGUGCCACAAUGUCAAGGCUCCCUCACUGAAGUGGUCCACUUGACUCCAGGCGACGACCGAGUAUGUGACACAGAGCUCGCCACCAAGGCUGAACCUGUGACAACAGUGGCGAGCGAACUGGAGCCGUCUUCGAGCUAUCUCGGCGUAGGCGUUGUGAUCCCACCAUCAAUGCCGACUGAAGAUAGCGUGAAGAUGCAGUCCUCAGCGCCGCCCACCGAAGAUACGAAGGGUCGUACAGUAGCACCGGAGUCUCGUCCUCCGCCGGAGUGGUCGGUCGCUCCCGAGCCAAGACGGGAGGCGCCCAUGGAGUCGCCAAUACCGGAAGUGACGAGGAGUCGCCUCUGGCAACCCUGGAUCCUGUGCUCGGCCGCGGGCGCCAUGAUACUCUUGCCGCUGGCCUUCGUGCUGAUACCCUUGAUCAGCUCAGCUGCGGGUGGUACCAAGCGACACUCUGCCCCGCGUUCCUCCCAAAACGGCACGGAACCUGAAGGAAAAGUCGGGUCCGUUACGAGACAGGCAAGUGAAGGCAGCGGAUAAUGUUUGAGCCAAGUUUUAUAUAGGGAACGGGGGUGUGCAACUGG